This is a messenger RNA of Prosopis cineraria, 1477 nucleotides long. RefSeq lists its product as uncharacterized. The record is from RefSeq and is a predicted model, not a curated record. NCBI's taxonomy places the organism in Eukaryota, Viridiplantae, Streptophyta, Magnoliopsida, Fabales, Fabaceae. The transcript is spliced from 2 exons. Gene Ontology annotation, cellular component: mitochondrion. Gene Ontology annotation, biological process: mitochondrial respiratory chain complex I assembly; biosynthetic process. The coding region runs from base 345 to 1256 and encodes 303 amino acids.
ACGUUCAAACACGGGCGCACACAGGUUGUACCCGCAACGCAGCGUUUUGGUCUGUUUUUUUUGUCAUUUCCAGAAAUCAGAUGCCCUAAGCUUCGUACAGUCGAUCCUUUCCCCUUUCACUCCCAAAAUCCGUCGCGACUCGCGUGAGCUUCGCUCUGUCUCUCUAUCGUCCGUCUUUAGUCAAGGCUCACGGCGCUUCUUCAGUCACGGCCCUCUCUCUCUUCAGUCACUUCGAGCUCUGUCUCUUCAGUGACGGUGAUUCUUCAGUCAAGGCGUUCUGUCUUUUCAGCCUGUGAUUCCGUCGCUCUGUCUCUCCGAGUCCGAGGCACCCUGGUGAAGAUUUAAUGAAUGGUGCUUCUGCAUCUAGCAGCUCAAGGGCAGCUUUCUCCUAUUGCGUACAACAAGUGCGAAGCUAUGACUAUCAUCAUUAUCUAUGUCUUCUUGAACUCCCUCCAUCGAUGCGGAAGGCUGCAUUUGUGCUACGUGCCUUGAAUGUCGAAACAGCAAGAGCUAUGGAUGUUGCAUCUGAUCCCAGGAUUGGUCUUAUGCGCCUGGUAUGGUGGCAAGAAGCCAUAGACAAAAUAUAUGCCAAUAAAUUGAUUGAACACCCAACAGCACAGGCCCUUUCAUCCAUUCUUGCUGAAACCAAACUUAGCAAGACAUGGUUGAAACGUUCUGUUGAAGCUCGGAUCAAUGAUGCAAGAAGAGAGGCUACUGACAUGCCAGAAACUAUUGUAGAGCUUGAGAAAUAUUCUGAAGACACAACAUCAACUAUGCUGUACUUGACCCUUCAAGCUGGUGGUAUCAGAUCCACAGUGGCUGAUCAUGCGGCCUCACAUAUUGGUAAGGCAAGUGGCAUCCUCUUGCUACUCAAAUCGCUGCCUUAUCAUAUCAGUCGCAACCGCCAUUUUUCUUAUAUUCCGGCUAAAGUGGCAUCAAAACAUGGACUGAUAGUUAAGGAGGGAGGUAGAGAAGAAAUGCGCUUGGAUUCUCGUGGGGGUCUCUGUGAUGUAGUUUUUGAGAUGGCCUCUGUGGCGAAUGCACAUUUAGAGAAAGCGAGGAAAUUAGCUGAAAGUGUGCCAUCUGAAGCUGUUCCAGUGCUUCUACCAGCAGUGCCUGCGCAGAUUCUGUUGGAUUCUCUGAGUAGGGUUCAAUUUGAUGUGUUUGAUCCAAGGCUUGCGCGAGGUGUUCUGGGAAUAUCCCCUUUGUGGUAUCAGCUUAAACUGAAGUGGAUCUCAUGGAGAAGGAAAUACUGAUAAGUUGUCUUAGCUGAAUGAUUUUUAUGUGGCAAAUUCUUAGAACGCUUGUUGUAUUUAUUGUGUUCUUCAUAAAAUUGGCGCUACUUGUAAAAGUGAUACCAAGCUAGCGUUCAGUCUUACAUUCUGAAGCUCUGUGUUGAUGGCAGAGAUUCUCUUCCAAGAAGUAUUGAGAGUAAAGAAUGUGCACAAUAAUUGAGAAUCGAACUUUUAACUAUUCA